Molecule: messenger RNA, 7456 nt
Organism: Anastrepha ludens (Mexican fruit fly)
Lineage: Eukaryota; Metazoa; Arthropoda; Insecta; Diptera; Tephritidae
Gene: FASN3
Product: fatty acid synthase
Exons: 10
Coding region: 106-7344 (2412 amino acids)
Biological process (GO): fatty acid biosynthetic process
Molecular function (GO): fatty acid synthase activity; 3-oxoacyl-[acyl-carrier-protein] synthase activity; oxidoreductase activity
Source: RefSeq, a predicted model, not a curated record
UUCAUGCAUAUCUGCUCGGUGUUUUUGUGUGAAAGUCGCAAAAAGUUAAACGGUGUGUUUUAAGAAUUACUUCUAGUUCAAUUAUUCCGGGCAAAAUCCUCGAUAAUGGCGCCUCAAAAGGAAACACAGCAGUCAAAAUUGUCUGAAUCGCAAGAUGUAGCCUCGAAAAAGUUUAAAAAAUUCUCGAGAUCAUUUCCUGAAACCGCGGGUGAUGAUAUUGUUAUAUCAGGGAUGGCUGGAAAAUUUCCAAAUUCUCAUAAUAUUGAGGAAUACGAGUACAAUCUCUACAAUAAGAUUGAUAUGGUAGAUGAUGAUGAACGUCGCUGGCGCCAUUUCAACCCUGAGAUUCCCAAACGAGCCGGAAAAAUUCAUGAUUUGGAAAAAUUCGAUGCCACAUUUUUUGGUGUUCAUUUCAAACAAGCCCAUACAAUGGACCCACAAACGCGGAUUUUGAUCGAAACAGCUUAUGAGGCUGUGAUAGAUGCAGGCAUAAAUCCGAAAAACCUCCGCGGUACAAAAACCGGUGUUUACGUUGGUUCGUGUAUUUCAGAGUCGGAGAAAACUUGGUUUUAUGAAAAAGUGUCAUCCGGAGGAUUUGGCAUAACCGGUUGUAGUCGCGCAAUGAUGGCAAACAGAAUUUCUUAUUGUCUAGGUUUGCAAGGGCCGUCUUUUUUAGUAGAUACUGCUUGUUCCAGCUCAAUGUAUGCCUUAGACAGUGCUUUCUCUGCUUUGCGUAGUGGUGAAAUAGAUGCAGCAAUUAUUGGAGGAUCGAAUUUAAUAUUGCAUCCGUUUGUAACCCUUCAGUUUGCUAGACUAGGCGUAUUAGCAUCUGACGGCUACUGUCGACCUUUCGACAAAAAUGCAUCUGGUUACACGCGAGCCGAAGCAAUAAAUUGCUUGUUCUUACAACGAAGGCGUGAAGCUAAACGUGUAUAUGCAACCGUUGUUUACUCAAAAACCAACUGCGAUGGAUAUAAGCCCGAAGGAAUAACAUACCCCUCUGGAAAACUUCAAGAACAACUAAUCGCUGAAUUUUAUAACGAAAUCGAUGUGAAACCCAUUGACUUAGGGUACUUGGAAGCGCAUAGCACUGGAACUGUGGUAGGUGAUCCCGAAGAGUGCCGAGCAAUUGAUAACAUCUUAUGCAGCCAGCGCAAAGAACCUUUACUUGUUGGCUCAGUAAAAUCGAAUAUCGGCCACUCCGAAUCGGCUUCUGGCAUUUGUUCAUUGGUGAAAGCGUGUCUUGCAUUUGAAAACGGAAAGAUUGCUCCAAACAUAAACUUUAGUGAGGUGAAACCUGAAAUUACUGCUUUGUCAGAAGGCCGCCUAGUUGUGGUAAAAGAGGUCGAGAAUCUGGAGAAACCUUACAUAGGAGUCAAUUCUUUUGGUUUUGGGGGAGCUAAUGCACAUGCCCUUUUAAAAGGGUUCGACAAGCCCAAAAUAAACAAUGGCGUCCCAAACGAUGAUAUUCCCAGAUUGUUAACAUGGGCUGGAAGAACUGAAGAGUCCAUCAAUGAAGUGUUUAAUUCAGUGGAGAAAAAACCAUUGGAUGCAGAGUUUGUCGCAUUAUUACAUAAUAUACAAAAGGAGGAGGUCUCCGGCAUGGUAUUUCGGGGAUAUGCCGUAUUUGAGAAAUGCGGAACAGAGCGCGUAAAGACCCUUGUUAGAGACGUUCAACACUUUACUGGCAUAAAACGCCCUGUUGUUUGGGUAUUUAGUGGUAUGGGUUCCCAGUGGACAGCUAUGGGAGCAUCACUAUUGCAGAUUCCUACUUUUUUCCAAUCUAUUACACGAAGCCAUUAUACUCUACAAUCGAAAGGACUUGACUUAAUGAACAUUCUAACAUCAACAGAUCCGACUAUAUUCGAUAAUAUAAUGCACUCAUUUGUAGGCAUCGCUGCAAUUCAAAUUGGUUUAGUAGACGUCUUACGUUCAUUAAAUAUCGAACCUGAUUACAUAAUUGGGCAUUCCGUGGGUGAAUUAGGUUGCGGUUAUGCUGACGGAUGUUUCACUGCAGAACAGAUGAUUUUGGCUUCUUACUAUCGCGGAAAAGUCAGUUUAGAAAUGGAGAAAAUAAAAGGUUCGAUGGCGGCAGUAGGAAUGGGCUACAAAAAUAUUGUGAACAUGCUGCCAGAUGUAAUUGAAGUGGCUUGUCGAAAUAGUUCAGAUUCGUGCACUAUUUCUGGUCCAGCCGAUGACAUAGCUAAAUUUGUGGCAGAUUUAAAGGCAAAAGAUAUUUUUGCCAAAGAAGUUCCUUGUUCAAAUAUUGCUUAUCAUUCGCGUUAUAUUGCCCAUAUGGGUCCUGACUUUCUAAAAUAUUUGCAAAAAAUAAUACCCAAUCCAAAACCUAGAAGUGCAAAGUGGUUGAGCACCAGUGUACCAAAGAAUGAUUGGGAGCAAUCAGGACGCAAUCUAUGCUCUGCAGAAUAUCACGCUAACAACCUUUUGAAUAGUGUUCUUUUUGAGGAGACUUUCGAUUUGCUCCCCAGAAAUGCAUUAACGAUUGAGAUUGCACCACACGGAUUGCUACAAGCAAUUCUAAGACGAUCAAUGCCGAAAGGAAUUCAUAUUCCUCUAACACAACGUAAUAAUAAAAAUAACACUUUGUUCCUGCUCACCGCUUUAGGAAAAUUGUUCAGCUGUGGAGUUACCUUCCCUGUGGAUAAGUUAUAUCCAAAAGUUGAAUUCCCCGUAUCGAAAGGUACGCCUGGUAUUAGCUCGUUAGUGCGUUGGGACCACAGUGAAGAUUGGUUUGUAACGAAAUAUGAGAAUAUGAAAACUAAGUCGAGUGGCGAGCGCUUGUUUAAAAUAAACUUGAGUAGUGAUAAUGAGGAAUUUCUGAGCGGCCACAUUAUUGACGGCAAAAUCUUAGUUCCGGCUACUUGUUAUCUCCAAUAUGUGUGGGAGACAUUUUCUUUGAUGUAUCACGGGCCCAGCUACAUGGACGUUCCGGUUGAGUUCGAAGAUGUGCGUUUUUUGCGAGCAACAAAUAUGACUUUAAAUGGAAAUGUGGAGCUGAAUGUGAUGAUUCAUUAUGGAACAGGACAAUUUGAAAUUACCGAAUCGGGCAGCUUGGUUGUGACUGGAUGUAUACGUGAAAUUGAGAAACCAACAAUACCAAAACCUUACGGGUCAAAUGAGAAAUCAAACUUCCCACUGUUGUCAAGGAAAGAUUUUUACAAAGAACUCAGGUUGCGCGGUUAUCAUUAUAAUGGUGGUUUCCGUGCGGUAACUCUAGCACGUGGUGACGGCCUAUAUGGCAGAGUAGAGUGGAAGUAUAAUUGGGUCACAUUCAUGGAUGCUAUGUUGCAAAUUCAAAUUUUGGGAACUGAUUCGCGUACUUUACUUAUUCCAACCAAAAUUCGCAAGUUGCGAAUUUAUGGGCUGCACCAUUUUGAUCUCAUGACCAAAAUGGAUCCAGAAAAUCGCGUUUUCGAUGUUUACGUUGAACCUAAGCAUGAUCGCAUUGUUGCUGGUGGUAUUGAAUUAAUUGGACUGCAUGCCAGUCCUGUACAAAGGCGCAAAGCUCCUGGCAUACCUGUGCUUGAAAAAUACCAAUUCAUUUCACAAUUUCCAACACCUGUCCUUAACUUAAAAGAUGCUGUGCGCGUAUGCGUUCAAUUAGCGCUAGAAAAUACGCCUUCAUUGAAAAUGAAAAUUGUAGAAGUAGGCGCAGUCGACAAAGAACCGGUUAUAUCCAACUUUGUAGAAGCAUUAGAGGACUUGCCUUUGGUAACAGGUGAUUGCUUGCUCUUCACAGAUCAACCAGUGGAUGAAAUAGCUGGAGUCCAUAUAGAAACUGCAAAAUUUACAAAUCAAACGAAUUGUCAUUUUAUCGUGGCUAAUGACCUUUUCCGUGAGCAAAAUGAUGUUGUGGCAAAUGCAGCUUAUAAGAGUCUGGUUGAAAAUGGUUACCUAAUUUCAAAAGAAAACUCGUCUUUCACUCAAUCCAGUUUUGAGGUUUUUGAAAAUUUCAAUUUAAUCGCAAAUAUACGUUUGACUGGCGAUGAGAAAAUUUUAUUACUUCAAAAAGUCGUUAAAAAACUCGCGUUUGAACCGGUGGUUGUGAAAGUUUCUGAGAAAGACGAUGAAUUUGCGUGGAUUUCACAAAUUCAAACAAAUCUUGCCAACAAAACUCCAUUAGUGCUUUAUUCCUACAACGAAGUUACUAAUGGCCUUAUUGGGCUUGUGAACUGCUUGCGUAAGGAGCCCGAUGGAAAUCUAAUUUCUUGCUUUUUCAUAAACGAUAAGAGCGCUCCUCCGUUUGAUUUGACGAACUCACUUUAUAAAGCCCAAUAUGCACUGGGUCUUGCUGUUAAUGUGUAUCAUCAGGGCAAAUGGGGCUCUUACAGACAUUUACAGUUAGCCUGUGACAUCUCGCCAAAGCCAAGAUCAGAUCACAUCUAUGGAAAUGUCAUGCAACGAGGCGACUUAUCCACCUUGCGCUGGUUGGAGGGCCCUUUGGACACCAAUACAUGCUCCGUUCGAAUUGUGUACUCGUCACUUAACUUUAGGGAUGUUAUGUUGGCAACUGGCCGCUUGGCUGUUGAAUUGUACGGUAGUAGUCGUCUUGACCAGUUGUGCGUACUGGGUUUGGAAUUCUCCGGAAUAAACAUGAAGACUGGUAGGAAAAUCAUGAGCAUGGUCGCAAAAGCCGGAGCCGCAUCUUUUAACGAAAGACCACCUAAAUUUAUGUGGGAUGUCCCUGACCACUGGACUCUCCGAGAAGCAGCUACAGUUCCAGUCGUAUACAUUACCGUAUACUAUGCAUUUUUCAUGAAAACAGAUAUACGCAAGGGAAAGAGUAUUCUUAUUCACGCAGGAACUGGUGGGAUAGGCCUUGCAGCCAUACGUGUCGCAUUGGCUUACAAUCUAGAAGUAUUUACCACUUGCAGUACGGCUCUGAAGAAACAAUUUUUAUUAGAAACAUUCCCCGAAUUAAAAGAAAGUCACAUUGGCAAUUCUCGAGAUACAUCUUUUGAAAUAAUGAUACAACGUGAAACCGAAGGCAAGGGCGUCGACUUUGUGCUGAACUCAUUGGCUGAAGACAAAUUAUUAGCGUCAGUUCGUUGUUUGGGAGCGGGCGGCCAUUUCCUAGAAAUCGGAAAAUUUGAUAUGUCCAACGAUACAAAACUCGGCAUGAGCUGUUUCCUUAAAGAGAUAACAUUCCACGCAGUCCUGGCUGACAGGCUAGAGUUCGCUGCAGAUGAAGAGAUUUAUUGUUUAAAACAUAUGAUUGAUGUUGGCAUCGAAAAGGGUAUUAUUCAGCCCCUGCCAUAUACAGUUUUCCCAGCUCAGGAUAUUGAACAAGCAUUCAGACAUCUCAUAGGUGGAAAACAUAUCGGCAAAGCCUUAAUUCAAGUUCGCGAAGAUGCAGAAUCGACAGUUACGUUACCAGUUAAAGUUCUAAGUCAACUUUACUUUAAACCUGACCGCAGCUAUAUAAUCCCUGGCGGCCUCGGCGGUUUCGGUUUAGAGUUAGCAGAUUGGAUGGCAAUACGUGGAGCACGCAAAUUGGUGCUUAGCUCCAGCCGUGGCAUAUCGAAGGAUUAUCAAGCGUACAGGAUAGCUUUAUGGAAAACAUAUGGUUGUGAAGUUAUUGUCAGUAUGUUUGACAUAAGUACCAUUGAGGGUUCUAUGGCCUUAAUUAAUCAAGCUGCAGAAAUGGCACCCGUUGGAGGAAUAUUCAAUUUGGCAGUAGUCUUGAGAGAUGGAAUAUUUAUGAAUCAAACGAAAGAAAAAUUCGUGGAAAGCUUUGCUCCUAAAGCCACGGCCACAAAAUAUUUAGACCAGUUAUCGCGUUCCCUUUGCCCUCAUCUAGAGCAUUUCGUUGUAUUUUCGAGUGUUUCGUGUGGUCGUGGCAAUGCUGGACAAACAAACUAUGGAAUGGCAAAUUCAAUUAUGGAGCGCAUUAUAGAGGAUCGAGUUCAGCACGGUUACCCCGGAAAAGCGAUUCAAUGGGGAGCGAUUGGAGAGGUUGGUCUGGUCGCAGAUAUGGCUGAAGAUAAGCUGGACAUGGAUAUUGGUGGCACUUUACAGCAACGCCUUUCGUCUUGCCUAUUUGAAUUGGACGUGCUCUUAGCUAGUCCGGAGCCGAUAGUCUCUAGCAUGGUGGUUGCUGAAAAACGUGCCGGGCGCAGAGGAAAUGAAAGUAUACUGGAAACUGUUAUGAACAUCAUGGGCAUUCGAGACUUGAAAUCUGUGUCCUUGGGCACUACAUUAUCUGAAAUAGGCAUGGAUUCUCUAAUGGCAGUUGAAAUAAAGCAAACCUUGGAAAGAGAUUUCGAUCUUACACUGACGCCACAAGAUUUACGUGGGCUGACAUUCCAAAAAUUGCAAGAAUAUGCAGAUGCGCGAGAAAAAGAGAGCACGGAAGCUGUGAAAAUGAUAUUUUCCUCAGAUAGUAAUCUUCUGGGAAUGGAGAUUUUAUUAAGAAAUCUGGGUGAUGAAGCACGUUGCAAUGAAGUUAUGAUACCUCUUCAGACAUCGGCCGAUGCUACAAAACAAUCAAUGUCACCAAUUAUAAUAAUACCGGGCUUGGAAGGCACAGCAGGUCAGGCAUGGUACAACAUGGGCGCACAUAUAAACAAUCCUACAUUUGUUUUACAACUUCACAAAUUCGCUGACUAUUCAACGGUUACCGACGUUGCUGCAGCAUGCUUUGAAUAUGUCAAAGCAGAGUUGAAGGCUACAGAACCUUUUUAUAUCAUUGGAUAUUCAUAUGGGGCAUUUGUAGCUCUACAAUUGGCUGCAAUGUUGGAAAAAGCCAAUUUUCGAGGGCAACUUUUAUUCAUCGACGGAGCUCCGCAUUUCCUUAAAAAAUUAACCUUAGCCCAUUUAGGCGAUAACUUCACCGAUAUUGAUUUAUAUAAUGUACUUCUUACCAGUAUUGUAAAACAAAUAUAUCCAGACGAGCCUCACCAGUUAGUUAUCUUAGAGUUUGGUAAACUCGACAAAUUAACUGAUAAAAUGUCAAGAUUUAUGGAUUAUGUAAGCAAGCAAGACUUAUACAGUAAAGAAUACGCACAUAACCUGGUUAAUGCGAUGUUUCAACGCAUUCGUAUGGCUGCCAAUUAUGACUUGGAUAAUAUUGAUGUAUUGACAACACCAAUCACCUUAAUCAGGCCUGCCGAAGUAUCAUUACAGGAUAUAGAAGAGGACUAUUGCCUAUCAAAAAUUACAACAGGAAAAGUAGUUCUUAAAGUUAUUGACGGAAAUCAUACUUCCAUGUUGGACAACCCUGUUUUGCCGCAGAUAAUUAACGAAAUGAAUCCUGCUCUUCAGGAUGACAAAAAUUUUGAAGAAUAUAUUCGCAAUGUGAAACCAGUGGUUCCACUGGUUUAGUGUGACCCCCAUUUCUUACAAUAAUUACAUGUAAUUAUAUAUAGAAUGAUAUGGUUACUUUGCUCAUAAAACAGUGUUAUAUGCCCUUUACAAUAAAUAUAUUUAACAAAUG